Pararge aegeria (speckled wood butterfly) is the source of this 1774-nucleotide messenger RNA. RefSeq names its product catalase-like. Gene Ontology annotation, biological process: hydrogen peroxide catabolic process; response to hydrogen peroxide. Gene Ontology annotation, cellular component: mitochondrion; peroxisome; cytoplasm. Lineage: Eukaryota; Metazoa; Arthropoda; Insecta; Lepidoptera; Nymphalidae. The record is from RefSeq and is a predicted model, not a curated record. The coding region runs from base 92 to 1555 and encodes 487 amino acids. The transcript has 2 exons. Gene Ontology annotation, molecular function: heme binding; catalase activity.
UAAGACGGUACAGCUAACUUCAUUUCUGACUGUUGACUCAAGUGGGUCGGUACCGACUACAGCAUCUAGUUUAUACCAAGCAAGUGUCAAGAUGAUAUUGAAGAUGUUAGCGUUUUUGGUAAUGCUGGCAGCGUCUGCGGCGGCGACCAAUCAAGACUGGCACCCAGCCGUGGACUCUGUUCUGUUAAGCCAAAUCAGGGAGAACAGUCCCGCAGAUCUGAUGAGUGUCAGCAACGGCGCGCCCGUCACCUACUGCGAAGUGAACAGCACACUGAACAAGCCGCUGAUCCGCAACGCAUUCCUCAUGGACCACGUGACCAGUAUGGAUCGAGAGAGGACCAGCGGCCGCACACUUCAUAACCAGGGAUCUGGAGCGUUUGGCUAUUUCGAAGUGACACACGACAUAUCCCAUAUUUGUAAAGCCAAACUGUUUGAUGAAAUAGGCAAAAAGACACCAGUUGCAAUAAGAUUUUCACCAGCAGCCAAUGAAAAGGGCGCGCCUGAAUUAAAUAGAGGAGCAAGAGGUUUCUCGGUUAAGUUUUACACAGAAGAAGGCAACUUAGAUUUGCCAGGCCUCAACAUGCCUAUGUUUUUUAGUAAAAAUCCACUCAAGUUCCGCGAAUUCGUGUACGCACUGAGAAAAGAUCCCGCGGUGUAUUUCUACAAUCCGAUGGGGUUAUGGGACAUAAUUAUCUCUAACCCCGAGGCGCUGAACAUGUUUUUAUUAGUCUUCGGCGACCGAGGUAUUCCUAAAACUUACCGGCAUAUGCCCGGCUACAACAUUCACACAUUGCAGGUUGUGAACGAAAAAGGAGAGAACCAUUUCGUCAGAUUGCAUUUCACACCAGACGCGGGCAUCAAACACCUCACGUCAGCUGAAGCUCAGAAAGUCGCCGCUACUGACCCCGAUUUUUACACGAGGGACUUAUACGAUGCUAUCGAAAAAGGCGAUUAUCCGAGUUGGACAGUUAGUAUACAGAUCGCGAGCGAAGCGGACGUGCAGAGUCAUGGAUGGUGUCUAUUCGAUAUAACCCGGGUGCUUCCCAUAAAUGAGUUUCCCAAAUACCCAUUUGCCAAAAUAGUCUUGAAUAGAAACCCAAAAAAUUACUUCGCAGAAAUAGAACAGUUGGCUUUUUGUCCAGCGAAUUUGGUGAACGGUAUACUCGGCGCGCCAGAUAAGGUGUACGAAGCGCGCAGAUUUGCAUACGCAGAUGCUCAACUGUAUCGCUUGGGGCCGAAUUUCGAGAAGAUUCCUGUCAAUUGUCCACUCCAUGUUACCGAAUAUUCGGAUUCGUAUGAUGAACCGGUUGGCAGUCAAGCGACACAAAAUGCGGGUUUACUUAAAAUUAAGGAAGAGGAGCCAUACAAUUUAGAUCAGGCUGCAGAAUUGUACGAGAACGAAAUGACUGCGGAUGAACGGGCGCGUUUACAUAAAACUGUUAUUGCAAUGCUGACACCCGCUAGUUCCUCGGUUCAACAAAAAGUAAUAGAGCUCUUUACAAGUGUCCAUCCCGACUUGGGUAACACUAUUGCACAAGGGUUAAAUGCUCGAUAAAUGAUGAAGAUGAUAAGAGCUCUUUAACUCCAAGGUACCAACUAAACUCCAUGACCACGCUUCGCUCGGUACAUUAUAUCUUAUAUGGAGAGAAGGAUUUAGAACAUUUGGCUUAACUAAUAGAUCGUUGGUUUAAAUCUAUCAAAAGUUGUACCUACUUUUUUUUGUUAAACGUAUACAACUUACUGAAAAACUUGUUCGUUUUAUCUCAUCAUCCAU